AUGCCUGGCUUUACGUGCUGCGUGCCGGGCUGCUACAACAACUCGCAUCGCGACAAGGCACUGCACUUCUACACGUUCCCCAAGGACGCUGAGCUGCGACGCCUAUGGCUCAAGAAUGUAUCCCGCGCCGGCGUCAGUGGGUGCUUCUCCACCUUCCAGCCCACCACGGGCCACCGUCUCUGCAGCGUUCACUUCCAGGGCGGCCGCAAGACCUAUACGGUACGCGUCCCCACCAUCUUCCCGCUGCGCGGCGUCAAUGAGCGCAAAGUAGCACGCAGACCCGCGGGGGCCGCAGCUGCCCGCCGCAGGCAGCAGCAACAACAGCAGCAGCAGCAGCAGCUACAACAACAACAGCAGCCGACGCCGCCGCAGCAGCAGCCACCGGCCUCCACUGCUCAGUUGCAGCCGAACCUGGUAUCUGCCUCGGCAGCCGUGCUUCUCACCCUUCAGGCCGCUGUUGACAGUCAGGCUCCAGGAUCCGUAGCCCCGGCCCCCACCGCUCCCACUGGAGAAGACGUGAAACCCAUCGACCUGACGGUGCAAGUGGAGUUCGCAGCUGCAGAGGGCGCCGCAGCCGCCGCGGCGUCGGAGCUGGAAGCUGCUACAGCGGGGCUGGAGGCAGCCGAAUGCCCCAUGGGUCCGCAGUUGGUCGUGGUAGGGGAAGAGGGCUUCCCAGACACCGGCUCCGACCACUCCUACUCGUUGUCUUCAGGCACCACGGAAGAGGAGCUCCUGCGCAAGCUGAACGAACAACGGGACAUCCUGGCGCUGAUGGAGGUGAAGAUGAAAGAGAUGAAGGGCAGCAUCCGCCACCUGCGUCUCACUGAGGCCAAGCUGCGUGAAGAACUCCGGGAGAAGGAUCGUCUGCUGGCCAUGGCUGUUAUUCGCAAAAAGCAUGGAAUGUGA
Elephantulus edwardii (Cape elephant shrew) is the source of this 906-nucleotide messenger RNA. It is a transcript of the gene THAP11, whose product is annotated as THAP domain containing 11. The transcript has a single exon. Gene Ontology annotation, molecular function: RNA polymerase II cis-regulatory region sequence-specific DNA binding. Bases 1 to 906 code for a protein of 301 amino acids. Gene Ontology annotation, cellular component: nucleoplasm. NCBI's taxonomy places the organism in Eukaryota, Metazoa, Chordata, Mammalia, Macroscelidea, Macroscelididae. The record is from RefSeq and is a predicted model, not a curated record. Gene Ontology annotation, biological process: regulation of transcription by RNA polymerase II.